Hyaloscypha bicolor E is the source of this 2825-nucleotide messenger RNA. RefSeq names its product Golgi membrane protein-like protein. The coding region runs from base 102 to 2387 and encodes 761 amino acids. The record is from RefSeq and is a predicted model, not a curated record. The transcript has 3 exons. Gene Ontology annotation, biological process: intra-Golgi vesicle-mediated transport. Gene Ontology annotation, cellular component: Golgi membrane. Lineage: Eukaryota; Fungi; Ascomycota; Leotiomycetes; Helotiales; Hyaloscyphaceae.
CACGAAGCAACCACCAUAACUAGCCUCUCUGCCAGCUAGCUAUUUGGCACACGUGGAAUCGCAACGACUAUCUAAUGCUCCAUUCCUGAGCACCAGGCACAAUGGCGGACUCUGCAGACGGCGCCCUCGCGGAGACAGUGGCUCUCUCCAACCCAACCUCAAAUAAUCAUGAUGGAGCUCGUGGAGCUUCAGCACAAGAAGGAGACAACAAGUUCCAAAAAGCGAUAUCUGCUUGGCGAAAUAUUGACCUCACUUCUAUGAUUUCAACUCUGGACAACACGGCCUCAGAAAUUGUUCAGUAUCAACGAGAUUCUACAGUGCAGCGGAAAGACCUGGCACAAAAGACAAAGGAUUUCAGGAAGCUUGAUGAUUCCGCCAAGCUAGGGGAGAUUAAAGGGUUGCUGAAAGCAUACCAAACCUUUAUUGACCUUAUCACGAAUCACUCGAAGUCCACAAAUUCCGCCUUCUUGCAAGUCUAUUCAUCCUUAUCCGAAGCGCCCGAUCCUUAUCCGUUGUUGGAGGCAUCCGUUGACUCCCUCCUACUCUCCGAAGAUACCCUUCCCAAGAUUACAUCGGAGAACGCACACCUCCAGAAAAAUGUCAGCAAACUUACCUCUCAGUUGGAAGAGACAGAGUCGAGAUUAGAGGCCGAGAGGCUGGCCCGAAGAACAAUAGAAGAAGGUCUAGAAACAAAAGUCAAGGAGGUCGAGAGUUCCUGGGCAGCGGUCUUAGAAGAGAAAAAGGACAAUUGGGAGGCCAAGGAGAAGUUGCUUGAAGAGAAAAUCGAGAAUCAGGAUCGACUUCUCAAUGAAAUCAAGGCGAGCUACGAAGUCACCCAACGACUCGGUCAGUCAGAAAACGAAGCAGGUGGUCGUGGUAAUGUCACUGGUGCGGAAUUGGAGAUGGUCAACUCAGAUCUUGAAAGAACAAGUGUAAGAUUAGCAGAGGUCGAAGCACGAAACGAACAACUUCGGAUUGAAUUGGCACAGUCGGCAUCACAACUACCAAGCCAACCGGCGAUGAGCUUGGAGGAUGAUCCUGGUUACAUGCGAAUGCGGUCUGAGAACUCAUCACUUCUAAGAAAGCUGGAUGCUGCUCGAGUGGAAAGGGAUUCUCGAAAGCGUGAAUUGGAUGGGAAAUUGCGGUCCCUGGAACGAGAGAUAGGAAUGCUCAAAGAGGAGCGUGAUGUGCUGAAAGCCAAGGUACAAAAGUGGAGCGACUAUGAAGAUGUGAAGCAAGAGCUUGAGGUCUUGAAGAGCAUUGAGUUUUCGACUGGGGACGACGAUGACCCAGCAUUGGCAGAUCCAGCCACGCCCUCUAACCAAGGUGUUUCGGAGAAUGGGUCAACUGCCAAGGGCAAGGGCGAUACGCUGGAGCAGCUGCUGUUGGCACGAAACAAGAAGCUAAGCGACGAAUUAACCAUCUUGCGAGUCUCUCACCAGGAUCUUCAGAGCCGUCUCCAGUCGAUGCAGGAGGACCUUUCGAAGGCCAAUUCAGAGCUUGAAAGAGCACAGCACUUAAACGCCACUCUGGAGAACGACCUUGCUAAUGUUCAUGACACUGCAAACGCGUAUCCUUCGGGUGCAUCCGUUGCUGGCACCUACGUAAGCCGAUACCCACAGUCCUCGGCAAAUAUGGGACGGAAAGGCAGGGUAUCACCAACCUCAUCUAUCAUUUCUGGCUUUGAUCCCAGAUCUUCUUCUUUGGGUACGACUUCUCUUGAAGCCUUGAGGUCUGGCGAACCCGUGGGGGGUGGCUCAGGCAUCUUACCAAUGAUCACUGCUCAGCGAGAUCGAUUCAAGAAGAGGAAUACUCAGCUUGAGAAUGAGCUUUCGGAAAGUCAUCGCACAGUAUCUUCGCUACGUCAAGAAAUCGCAUCUCUGCAGAAAGACAAUCUCAAUUUGUAUGAGAAGACAAGAUACGUUUCCACAUAUAACAGAGCUGGGCCCACAGCUUCUUCUGCAUCAGCAUAUUCGACAAACCCAAAUCCGUCGACAAUUCAAAUGUCCAAUUCCACCUCCUCCGGGCUGGCUCUAGAUCGGUAUCGCUCGGCAUAUGAGUCCAACAUAUCUCCUUUUGCGGCAUUUAGAGGGCGGGAGUCAGCUCGAGCAUACAAGCGUAUGAGCCUUCCCGAACGUAUAGUAUUCUCCAUAACCAGAAUGGUGCUGGCGACUAGAACGAGUCGAAAUUUAUUUGCGGGAUAUUGUGUUGCAUUGCAUUUCUUGGUUUUCUUCUCGCUGUAUUGGCUUGGGACUAUGGACGUGGAGGCACAUGGGAGUCAUUUGGGCCAAGCAGCCAUAGCUGCUGCUGCGGGUCCUCUUGCGAAUGCUGGAGCCGACUCGGCUCAUGGCGAUUGGCAUCAAGAGGGUUUCAAAGGAACGGAAUAGCAUUGAGACGGUGGGAUAUUGUACUAUGUGCCAUUAUAAUACAAGCUUUAGGGCCAGAUUUCCUGGUAUGUUUCCAGGUCCGCACGGACUGCUUCACCGAUGGGUCUCUCGUUCGUACCUUACAAGAUUCGUCAUGGGUUCGAGAAUAGAAGCGGGUAAGAAGUGUCCGGUGGCGGGGGAGAUUGUUUACAUGGGUUUGCAGUUCACUACGACCUGGCCUACCGACCUCCAACUAUUUUUGAUCUCUAAAGCGCCUUCAAGUACAUUGAUACUUAUUUUCGAUCCUACUGUUCGCAUGUGGUUGACGGUUCAAUCCGAGAAAGAUUUUCACAUUACACAAAGUGAGGGAGGUCCUUGGGAUGUCGGGAUCAAAUGAAGGAAAUUCCAUAUGAAUAUCCGGCACUGAGAGCAAUUCCGAACCGCACAGUGAAUGAAGCC